UCUGAGGACUUCAAGAUGAAGUAUGCGAAAGAGCAGGCCAUGAGGAUGGCAGUGGAGGCAGACAUCAGUGGUCUGAGGAGGGUCCUGGAUGACAUGAACCUGGGCCGCUCUGACCUGGAGAUGCAUUACGAGGGUCUGAAGGACGAGCUCAUCAUGCUUAAGAGGAGCCACCAGGUGGAGAUUGCCCUGGUGAAGACCCACGUGGGCGGCCAGGUGAAUGUAUCAGUGGAUGCUGCCCCAUCCCAGGACCUGAACGCAGCGAUGACCGAGAUUAGGAAGCACUACGAGUCUGUGGCCAUCAAGAACCGCAAAGAGCUAGAAGCCUGGUACCAGGGCAAGCUGGCCACAGUGGAGAUUGAAGUCAUGACAAACAAUGAGCAGCUGAAAUUCUCCCUGGAGGCCACGCUGGCAGACACCCAGAAACGCUACUCUGCUCAGCUGGCAGGGCUCCAGAGCAUGGUGACUAGCCUGGAGCUCCAGCUCUCCCAGCUCCACGCCAACAUCGCCCACAACAAGCAGGAGUACGACAUGUUUCUGAACCUCAAGACCCGGCUGGAGCUGGAGAUUGCAGAGAACAGGAGGCUGCUGGACGGAGAGGACGACAGUUCCACCCAAGGGGUUACCAAGAUGAUCACCGUGACCCAGACCAUUGUGGAUGGAAAGGAUGUCAGGGGGCGGAGCCGGGAGGGUCGUCAGCGAGGUGGGACGCACCUGGGCUCAGGUGGUUCCUCUCCCUGUUCCCUCGGUGCUCGGGGGUCGGCGUCACCGGCCUACUAGCCAUAACCGAUCCAUGUUUCCUUUUCCAUUUGUUUUGUCUUUGGUUCAUUCACACCUGGUUUUCAUUUGCUUUAAUUUAUGUGUGUAUAUUUAACCCUGUUUCCCUGCUUAGGUUUGUGCAGGAUCAUUUUUCUUCUUGCUUGUGGAGGCUUUCCUCAGUGUAUUUCGCGUGUGGUUAUUAUAGUAAGGUGCGUUGUGUUUUUGCGCCUUACGAGAAUACUGUUACUUCCCAUUGUUUUGGGGUAUUGUACUGUACUGUGUUUUUGGACUUGCCCUGAUUAAAAUAUACGCUACACUGACA
This is a messenger RNA of Oncorhynchus kisutch (coho salmon), 1078 nucleotides long. Its product is annotated as keratin, type I cytoskeletal 50 kDa-like. Gene Ontology annotation, cellular component: cytoskeleton. Lineage: Eukaryota; Metazoa; Chordata; Actinopteri; Salmoniformes; Salmonidae. Gene Ontology annotation, molecular function: structural molecule activity. The transcript has 8 exons. Bases 16 to 777 code for a protein of 253 amino acids. The record is from RefSeq and is a predicted model, not a curated record.